Messenger RNA from Didymodactylos carnosus, 2943 nucleotides. Lineage: Eukaryota; Metazoa; Rotifera; Eurotatoria; Philodinida; Philodinidae. The record is from the annotation of a GenBank genome assembly.
AUGUUAGACUACAUUCACAUUUUUCCAUCUAAAAUGAGUAUGAAACGAUUUUUAACUAUCAUCGUUGCUAUGGAUGAAAGAAAUGGUAUUGGUCUCAAUAAUACUUUACCGUGGCAUUUAAAAAAUGAUAUGAAAUUUUUUCGUCAUGUAACAACGUUUCCAUCUAAAAUGAGUAUGAAACGAUUUUUAACUAUCAUCGUUGCUAUGGAUGAAAGAAAUGGUAUUGGUCUCAAUAAUACUUUACCGUGGCAUUUAAAAAAUGAUAUGAAAUUUUUUCGUCAUGUAACAACGGUAACAAAUGAAAAAUCAAAACAAAAUGCCGUCAUUAUUGGUCGUAAAACGUGGAAAUCAUUUCCCAAACAAGUUCAACCAUUACCGAAUCGUUUAAAUGUGUUGGUAAGUAAAACUGCUCAUAUUAAAGAAAAAUAUGAUAAUUUAUUACAAGUUGAUUCAUUUGAUGAAGCCAUACGAAAAACAUAUGACUUAUAUGAUAAAGAAAAAACGAUUGAGAAUGUUUUUAUUGCCGGUGGUGUAUCCAUUUAUCAAGAAGCAAUGAAAACAAAUUUAGUUAAACGUAUUUAUUUAACGCGUGUGCAAGGUGAUUUCCAUUGUAAUGUAUUAUGGCCGGAUUUUGAUCUUAAAGGUUUUAAACGUAGUGAAAAUAUUCCAGAUAAUAUUGCUGACAUAUUUGAUAAAAAACAUAAUGCUAAUGGUACUAUUAACGGAGAAGAAAAUGGAAUACAGUAUCAUUUGGAAAUGGCUACUGUUUCGACUAAUAACGCUGCUGCAUCUAAUACAACAGCCACAGUUACGUCAUCAUCCGGUAGUGCUAAAGUAACGUUUAAAAUUACUCUCACAUCUGAUCCAAAACUUCCUUACAAAGUACUAUCAGUUCCAGAAAACACUCCAUUUACCGCCGUUUUGAAAUUUGCAGCUGAGGAAUUUAAAGUACAAGCCGCUACUAGUGCAAUUAUUACGAAUGAUGGAGUUGGUAUUAAUCCAAGUCAAACAGCAGGCAAUACUUUUCUUAAAUACGGAGCUGAACUUCGUUUGAUUCCUCGUGAUCGCAUAAUACGUUUACCUACAGAUGAUAACGGUAACCAAGCAACAGUAGCUACUUCGAAAUUGUCUUAUGGUGAGCGUAAAAUCGAUAAAAAGCUAACAAAAUGUCUAGCUAUUUUGGAACGAAUGGAUGGAAUUACGGCGAUUAAUGAGCUUACUCAAUGUUUAUUUGUUGGUAAUGCAGGUGUGGAAGCACAUGUAUCACGUGAAUCACUAUUAGAAAUAUUUCAAUCGUUUGGUCAAAUAAUUGAUAUAUUAUUGCCAAUUGGACGACCCUAUUCGUUUAUUAUCUACGAGAACAAACAAUCAGCAAAGGAAGCAAUAGAAAAAUGUAAUGGACAUUCUUAUCCAAUUGGUAUUAAUCAAUCAAAUAUCACCUUUUAUAUGGCUUACGUAUCAAAUGUACCGAGUAUAUCGGUGAAUUCAACCAAAUAUCCAAAAGGAUUAAUAUUAAUCGAUGAUUUUAUUGAUGAGUAUGUUGAAAAACAGUUAUUAAAACUCAUAGAAGUAGAUUCGGUAGUGAAGAAUGAAGAUAAUCGAGCUAAUCUCAAACAUCGUCGUGUUAUUCAUUAUGGCUAUGAAUUUCGAUAUGGCACGAAUGAUGUUGAUGCUACGAAACCGUUGCCAAAAUCAAUCCCAAUAGAGUGUGAAAGGAUUAUUGAUCGUGCUUGGCAAUUAGGCUAUAUUAAACAGAAAUCCGAUCAAAUAACCGUCAAUUGCUACGAACCGGGACAAGGUAUUCCACCUCAUGUAGACACAGUGGAUAUGUUCGAUGAUAAUAUAAUGUCAGUGAGCCUAUGCUCAUCAAUAAUAAUGACUUUUAAAAAAUUAUCGACGAAUGAAACUGUUCACGUUCAAAUUCCGCCCAAAAGUCUAUUGAUUAUGUCCGAUGAAUGUCGAUAUCAAUGGUCACAUGGAAUUGUUCCUCGAAAAAGUGAUAUUAUCAUGACAGAUGAUGGUCAAGUAACGGUUGUACCACGAUUAUAUCGGGUUUCAUUUACGUUUCGAAAAGUUUCACAACAGCAUAAUACUCGACAAAAUUCUUCUGUGUUACCAGUUUUACCAAAAUCUAAUUUAGAUGCAUCACAACUAGAACAAAAUUAUGUUCAUAAAAUUUACGAUGAAAUAGCUGAUAAUUUUAGUCAUACGAGACAUAGUCCAUGGCCUAGUGUCGUUGAAUUUCUACAAAAGUUUCCCAUUGGAAACAUGGUGCUAGAUAUUGGAUGCGGAAACGGAAAAUAUAUGAACAGUAGAAACGAUCUCUUCAUGAUUGGCUGUGAUCGAAGUAUUGGUCUACUUCAAAUUUGUCGGCAACGUAAUUUUCAAGUAUUUUUAUCCGAUUGUAUGAACAUUCCGGUACCGACAAAUUUUUUCGACGGAGUAAUUUGUAUUGCUGUCUUACAUCAUAUCAGUACGCCGGAGCGACGUUUAAUUGCAUUAAAAGAGAUAAUUCGUUUAUUACGACCGGGAGGUGAAGCACUGAUAACAGUUUGGGCGAAAGAACAAACACUUGAAGAGAAGAAAAGUUAUUAUAUUGAUACUGCUGCAAAUAGGAAAAACAAACAUCAUCAUGAUCGUGAAUCAGAGGAGAAAAAUAGUCUCGUACAUUCUCCUAUUCGUGUCAAUUUGACAAAAGAUAAUCAUAAGGAAACUUAUGAAGAAGAGACAUUGAGUGUACACAAAAGUCGUACUGAAUUCCAACGUCCCGAUUGUCUUGUUUCAUGGACAAAAGUUAAAGAAAAUCAACAAUUAUUACGAUAUUAUCAUGUCUAUGAACGAGGUGAAUUAGAACAUUUAAUUGAACAUAUUAAAAAUGCAAGAAUUGUCAAGUCCUACUAUGAUGAGGGAAAUCAUUGUGUUAUUAUGACUAAAUUAGUCUAA